CAGUGCUGGACACAAGCGAAGUCGGUGAGAGAAAUGAGCACAGCUUCACUGCUGUGGAGGGAAAGGGACCGACUGAUCAUCUGCUUUUCAACUCAGAAUUACUGAGCAAAUCAGGGGAUUCUCUUGAAGCUCAGAACGGUUGGGAGGUGAUGGAAAUGGAUCCUGUUCAGGGAGGACAUGUUGACAGCAGUGAUGUGCUUCAUGAAGACCACACAGCAUUGCCCGAGGAAGACAACCCUGGGAAGAGAGGGAAUGAAUCACUGGAGGAAGGAGAAGAGGAGGAGGAAGGAGAGGGAAUCUCAUGCAAGAUGAAUCAGGGGAACAAGAAAGCAUAUACCAGGACAACAAAAGCCUCUCAGGUCCAGCUGUUCAAAGGAGAAAUGGCAGAGCACUCCAAGUACUUAUUCAAGACCCACAUGUGUCCAGAGUGCAAGCGGUGCUUCAAGAAGCGGACUCACCUGGUAGAACACCUCCACCUGCAUUUCCCGGACCCCAGGCUGCAGUGCCCAAACUGUCAGAAAUUCUUCACCAGCAAGAGCAAGCUGAAGAUCCACAUGAUGCGUGAGACUGGGGAGAAGGCUCAUCGGUGCCCGCUUUGCCACUACAGCUCUGUUGAGAAGAAUGCCCUUAACAGGCACAUGGCCAGCAUGCACGAGGACAUUUCCAACUUCUACUCAGAUGUCUACUCCUGCCCUGUAUGCGAGGAGAAGUUCAAGCUCAGCCAUGCCCUUAAAGAGCAUCUGAAGACUCACAAAGCAGAACACAAGCAACUGAGCUGCUUCCAGGCAGAUUGUAGCUACUGCACCGAGGACCGCAAGGAGUUCCUGCGGCAUGUCCGGGAGGUGCAUGACAUUAAAGCUGUGGAGUGCAAGUACUAUGCCUGCUCCCUGCUCUUCCCAUCUCCAGAGGUUAUGGAGAUGCAUCGCAAAACGCACUACGCCUUCCACUGCCAGCAGUGUGACUUCAUCUGUUCCAACAAGCAUAUGUUCCGCAAACAUAAGAAGCAAGGCCACCCGGGAAGCGAGGAGCUCCAGUGCAGCUUCUGCCCCUUUGCCACAUUCAACUCUGUGGAAUUCCAUGACCACGUUGGCAAGAUGCACGCUACUGAGAAGAUACACAAAUGCACUGAAUGCAACUUUGCCACUGCACACAAGAGGGUCCUCAUCCGCCACAUGCUUCUCCAUACAGGAGAGAAGCCUCACAAAUGUGAGCUGUGUGACUUCACUUGCCGAGAUGUGAGCUACCUUUCUAAACAUAUGCUGACCCAUUCCGAUGAUAAGAACUACAUGUGCACUGAAUGUGGCUAUGUGACAAAAUGGAAGCACUACCUGAAUGUUCACAUGCGCAAGCACACAGGAGAUCUCAGGUACCAGUGUAACCAGUGUCCCUACCGCUGCCAUCGGGCUGACCAACUGAGCAGCCACAAGCUACGCCACCAGGGCAAGUCCUUGAUCUGCGAGGUGUGCGGCUUCGCCUGCAAGCGCAAGUAUGAGCUGCAGAAGCACAUGAAGGCAAAACACUCUCAGGACUACCAGAUGCCUGUCUUCCAGUGCCAGUACUGCAGCUACCAGACCAAGUACAAGCAAGCCCUGCUCAACCACGAGAACUGCAAGCACACCAAGCAGAGGGAGUUCCGCUGUGCCCUCUGCCCGUACUGCACCUUCAGCAACACCAGCCUCUUCUUCCACAAGCGCAAGGUCCAUGGGUAUGUGCCAGGUGACAAGGGCUGGCAGGAGAGCUAUGCCAGCAAGGAGACAGAAGUCAACUCCACGGAGGUUGUGCUUGGCUAUAAUCUUGCCCUGACACUGCAUUCGAAAGAGUCGUGGCAUGACCAAGCAAAAUCCCUUCUUCCAGGAACUGAGGAGGAGUACCAGCAUCAGCAGUCUUUCAUCAUGCCGGUCUUUGGGAAUGGAAAUAACAGUGAGGCAGUGGCAGAAGAAGCUGUUGGAGGGCAGGGCCGUGACAAGGCAGACACGGCUGCCCCAGGAGAACUCUCCGAGGAAGUAUCUCCUGUGAGCGCCAGGGAAGCAGGCAAUGCGGGCAGCACACUGGGUCAAGAUGGCACCCUGCGCUUGGGCCCCUUCUGUAAUUCAGACCAGACUCUGGCGCAGCUGGCGAAGGAGAUGCCCACAGCUCUGCCAGAGAAACGAGGGGCUGUGAACUGCAGGGAAAUGGAGUCAGCCUAUGAAACGUUAGGCUCCAGAGACUCCCUCAUAUUGGAGGAUAGUGAUCCUGCCCUUGAAGACAUACCUGACUUUGAGGAGGAAACCGAAGUCCACGAGGACGAACAGUUGGAGCAGGAGAAAGGUGCUGGUGAGAGCUGCGGGAAGGACACUCAGCAAGAUCCAGGGGAAAAGGAAGACGACAGGCAGGACUCUGAACCCCUGCAAGUGCCACCCGAUCCUGAGCAGGACUUAGGAUACAAAGAGCUGAGUGAAGAGGAGACCUGGUCAAACAUGUUGAAGCCAGACUCCCUCCAACCCAGGGCCUGCCAUAGUUUUCACCCAGCCGCAGAAGGUGCUCUUCUCCAUUCGGAAGAGGCUUCCCAACCGGAAUCGCUGCUUAAAGCUCUGAGGAGGCAGGACAAAGAACAAGCAGAAACCUUGGUGCUGGAAGGGAGGGUCCAGAUGCUGGUGGUCCAGUCUGAAAGCCCAGUGUUCAAGUGUGAGAAGUGCUCCUACAUCACCAGGAAGGAGAAGUCCAUGUUAGUGCACUGCAGAACAGGUUGCCAGGGCAGGAAGGGCCCUCUUGUAUGCCAAGAGUGUGGAGCCAUCUUUAAGCAGCAAAGAGGAUUAAAUACUCAUAUCCUUAAGAAAUGUCCAGUCCUCAUGAAAAAGAACAGUGGAAAAUUAGUCUGUGUGGAUCAGUCUGUUGCUGGAGAGCCGAGAGAGAAGGGUCCGGGAAUGGCAGAGGCAAAAAAGGACGGUCCGGGAGCCUUGAAUGAGGCAGAGGGGAGCAAGCUGCGAGUGGGAUCUGGGGAAGCAGGACCUGAUGAUGCCGGCUGCCUGGCCACUGUGCGUCCCGACAAGCAGACUUUGGCUGUUGAUCAGCUAGAUCAGCCAUCUCAGGCUGUCCUUGCAACUACGGUGGAAGAAAAAUGGUCACAGGCCAUCACAGAGACAGCCACCUCUCAUUCAGAAAAAUACUACUUGGAGCAGGGCAAGUUCCACUGUAAAUCCUGUUUGUUCCUCUGUUCACGAGUGUCCACCGUCCGUUCCCAUGUACGGGAUGGAUGCCGUGGCCUGGAGAAGUUCUGGUGCCCCAUAUGCUCUAAGCCUUUUCACUCCAAGAGGGCCCUAAAGAUCCACCAGUCAGCGGAGCAUGUUGAAGCCCAUCCCAACGGCACCAUCCCCCCGGAAGCAGGAGAGGAACACAGGAACGGGCAGACUGGUGGUGAGGAGACGAGCCAGCCUGAUGAGUCAGCAGCAGCGACAUCUCCACCUCCAGCCUCUCAGCACAAGAGGCAGUGCUUCUCUUGCCCUACCUGUCCUUUCACGUGUCACCAGGAGCGUGCCCUGAAGACUCACAAGAAGCGGGGGUGCUUGAAGUCAGGCGAGUUCCACUGUACGCUGUGCUCCUUCACUUCCAAGGCUGCUGCAACCCUAAGACUCCACCGUAAGCUCCACCAGAAGUACUACAGUACACGCCCCCAGCUGGCCUGUCGCCAGUGUGACUUCACUUGCAAGCAAGCACGCUGUCUGCGUCAGCACAUGCGCAUCAAGCAUGAAGGUGUGAAGCCUCACAAGUGCCCUUACUGUGAGUUCAGCACCACGCGGCGCUACCGCCUGGAUGCCCACCAGUCCUUGCACACAGGAGUAGGCCGCAUUGCCUGCCCGACUUGUGGCCAGACCUUCGGCACCAACUCCAAACUGCGCAUUCACCACUUACGUGUCCAUGAGAAGAAGCCCACUCACUUCUGCCCACUCUGUGACUACAGUGGCUAUAUUCAGAAUGACAUAACUCGCCAUGUCAACAGCUGCCACCAAGGGGAGCUCAACUUUGCCUGCACACGUUGCGAAGCCCGUUUCAGUUCCGAAACAGCUCUCAAGCAGCAUGCUCUCCGGCAGCAUGAGGAGAAAGUCUCCUACAGUUGUCCACACUGUGCCUUUGUUUGCCACAGUGAGGCAACCCUCAAGUGCCACGUCCAGAAGCAACACCCUCUCCUGCAGUGCUCUACCUGUAAGGAGACUCUGACUACCCGCGAAGAGCUGGAGGACCAUAAGAAACUACACUUCAGCCACCGCUGUGACUGCUGUAGCUUUGCAGCCAAAGAGCGGCAGCAGCUAGUGAACCACUACUUGGAGGCCCACGAACCAUCUGUGGCUGAGAAAAGGCCGCUCAACUGCUCCUUCUGUGACUUUGCCUGUCACCACCAGCUGGUCUUUGACCACCACAUGAAGGGUCAUGGCGGCACCCGUGUUUACAAGUGCUCUGACUGUGAAUACACCACCAAGAACAAACAAAAGAUCACAUGGCACAUCCGCAUUCACACUGGGGAGAAGCCUUACAAGUGCCACUUGUGUCAGUAUGCCUGCGCUGACCCUUCACGCCUCAAGUAUCACAUGCGCAUCCACAAGGAAGAGAGAAAGUACCUUUGCCCGGAGUGUGGCUACAAAUGCAAGUGGGUGAAUCAACUGAAGUACCACAUGACAAAGCAUACAGGGAUCAAGCCAUACCAGUGUGAUGAGUGCCAGUACUGCACCAACCGAGCCGAUGCCCUGCGCAUCCACAAGGAGACCCGCCACCGCGAGGCCCGCUCGUUCAUCUGUGAGCAGUGUGGGAAGGCCUUCAAAACCCGCUUCCUCCUGAAGACUCAUCUGAAGAAGCACAGCGAGGAGAAGCCAUAUGUCUGCAACGUGUGCCACCGGGGCUUCCGGUGGGCAGCUGGCUUGCGGCACCAUUACCUCACCCACACCAAUGAGCACCCUUUCUUCUGCCGCUACUGCAGCUAUAAGGCCAAGCAGAAAUUCCAAGUGAUCAAGCAUCUGCAGCGGCACCAUCGUGAGCAGGGGGACCUCAGCAAAGGGGUGGGCAAGGACCCCAGCACACUCACGGUCCAUCUGCAUGAUGUCCAGCUGGAGAUUUCCCCCUCCAAGCACCCAGGGGAAGGAGAGGCUCAGGCAUUACCACACAGCUGAUUUGAGACAGACAGAUGGACUUAGAAGUCAGGGCUGCUCUGCUGUAUUCUCCAUGAGCCAUAGGAAGGCAGGCGCCUACUGCUGACCGGACAGGGAGUCACGUCCAAGCCAUUUCAAGCCCAGUGGGAUGAACACAGGCCAUCCUAGGCCGCGUAUGCAUUUGUGUAUGUUUAUAGGCAUAUCUGUAUAUCUGAUGUAAAGGAUGUUACUGUAUA
Molecule: messenger RNA, 5353 nt
Organism: Gekko japonicus
Lineage: Eukaryota; Metazoa; Chordata; Lepidosauria; Squamata; Gekkonidae
Gene: ZNF142
Product: zinc finger protein 142
Exons: 7
Coding region: 150-5138 (1662 amino acids)
Biological process (GO): regulation of gene expression
Cellular component (GO): nucleus
Source: RefSeq, a predicted model, not a curated record